Molecule: messenger RNA, 495 nt
Organism: Spinacia oleracea (spinach)
Lineage: Eukaryota; Viridiplantae; Streptophyta; Magnoliopsida; Caryophyllales; Amaranthaceae
Exons: 1
Coding region: 1-495 (164 amino acids)
Source: RefSeq, a predicted model, not a curated record
AUGUCUUGGCCACUUAAGAAGAUUUUAUCUUCUGUUCAAAUGAUUGAAGAUGUGGGAGGUUGGGUUACAGUUUGCAGGAAUGGCAAAUUUUCUAUCAAAAAGAUGUAUCAGUGUCUUCUUGGUGAUCAUGUGAAAGUUAUAUGGAGAAGGAUUGUAUGCAAUAACAAAGCAUCCCCUAAGAGCUUGUUUAUAACUUGGCUUGCUCUUUGGAAUAGGCUCCCUACUAAGGACAGGUUGGUGGCUUGGAAGAUCACUACUGUGGAGGAUUGCCCCUUGUGUACCACAAAAAAAGAAUCUGCAGCACAUUUGUUCUUUGAGUGUGAUUAUUCUGCUGCAGUCUGGAAUACUAUUCUGCAUAGCCUAAAGUUUACCAGGAAAGCUUCUUCUUUUGAUCAAGAGUUAGCAUGGAUUCUGAAAGCUACCAAGAGAACUGGGGAUAGAUACAAGCUGCUUGUUAUGUAUUUUGCUGAGUGCCUUUACAGCAUAUGGCUGUAG